GUGAGUGCGGGAGAAGAUGAGGAUGCGGUCGGUGCUCCGUUACUUUUUGCGGGACCAUGCUCCCCGGCUGUACAGCAGCUCCGUCGCCGCCGAGGCCCAGGCUGUCCGCCCGUCGCGGGACAGGAUCCUCACCCUGCAGUCCAUGAACCCGCAGGUCCGGGCGGUGGAGUACGCGGUGCGGGGACCCAUUGUAACGAAGGCUGGUGAGAUCGAGAAGGAGCUGCAGCAGGGAAUCAAGAAACCGUUCAGUGAGGUCAUCAAGGCGAAUAUCGGAGAUGCCCAUGCCAUGGGACAGCAGCCAAUCACGUUCCUCCGGCAGGUCGUCGCACUUUGCACAUAUCCCGAUCUGUUGGACGACCCGCGAUUUCCACGAGAUGCUAAGGACAGGGCCCGGCGCAUUCUGGAGUCGUGCGGAGGACAAAGCCUCGGCUCCUACAGCACCAGCCAGGGGAUCACCUGCAUCCGGGAAGAUGUCGCUCGGUAUAUCGAGCGGAGGGAUGGCGGCAUUCCCGCAGAUCCGGACAAUAUUUAUCUCACCACGGGAGCUAGCGAGGGCAUCGCUAACAUCUUGAAGAUCCUUGUGUCGGGGGAGGGGCGGUCCCGGACGGGGGUUAUGAUUCCCAUCCCCCAGUAUCCCCUGUACUCGGCCGCCAUAUCUGAGCUGAACGCAGUGCAGGUGAAUUAUUACCUGGACGAGGAGCACUGCUGGGCCAUGGAUGUCAGCGAGCUGAGGAGAGCCUUGUACCAGGCCAAGGAGUACUGCAACCCCAAAGUGCUGUGCAUCAUCAACCCAGGGAACCCCACAGGACAGGUGCAGAGCCAGCGCUGUGUAGAAGAAGUCAUCCAUUUUGCCCGGGAGGAGGGACUGUUUCUUCUGGCCGAUGAGGUCUAUCAGGACAAUGUCUAUUCUCAGGACUGCCAGUUCCAUUCCUUUAAGAAAGUCCUGCAUGAGAUGGGCCCGGAAUACAGCAGCAACGUAGAGCUCGCCUCCUUCCACUCCACCUCUAAAGGUUACAUGGGAGAGUGUGGAUACCGUGGGGGGUACAUGGAGGUGCUGAACCUGCACCCUGACGUUAAAGCGCAGCUGCUGAAGAUGCUGUCUGUGCGCCUGUGUCCUCCAGUGUCUGGCCAGGCAGCCAUAGACGUGGUGGUGAACCCUCCGCAGCCUGACGAGGAGUCCUACCAGCAGUUCAUCCAGGAGAAGGAAGCUGUUCUCUCCACCCUGGCGCACAAGGCGAAGCUGACGGAGGAAUUGUUUAACCAGGUUCCUGGCAUUCGGUGCAACCCUCUGCAGGGCGCCAUGUACGCCUUUCCCCAGAUCGUCAUCCCUCCCCGCGCUGUAGAAAAGGCUGAGGAGCUGCAGAUGGCCCCGGAUAUGUUUUACUGCAUGCGCUUGCUGGAGGAGACCGGGAUCUGCGUUGUUCCUGGAAGCGGGUUCGGACAGAGAGAGGGGACUUAUCACUUUAGAAUGACCAUUCUUCCGCCGGUGGAGAAGCUGAGACUCCUGUUGCAGAGCGUGAAGGAUUUUCACGUUCGUUUCCUGGAUGAAUUCUCCUGAGCUUGACGCCGAAUGUAAACCACCACAUUCACCUUAACUGAACAUGACGGCAGGGAAGGGGUUAAAGGGGUAGUCC
Messenger RNA from Bufo gargarizans (Asiatic toad), 1634 nucleotides. It is a transcript of the gene GPT2, whose product is annotated as glutamic--pyruvic transaminase 2. Gene Ontology annotation, biological process: biosynthetic process. NCBI's taxonomy places the organism in Eukaryota, Metazoa, Chordata, Amphibia, Anura, Bufonidae. Gene Ontology annotation, molecular function: pyridoxal phosphate binding; L-alanine:2-oxoglutarate transaminase activity. The transcript is spliced from 11 exons. The record is from RefSeq and is a predicted model, not a curated record. The coding region runs from base 17 to 1558 and encodes 513 amino acids.